ACAGACCAUGGUGUUUGACCCUCCAGUGGCCCUGACGUUUGACAUCGCCCACGGGUGGAUCUUCUGGGCCGACAGCCAUGGCAGAAUUUACAGGAGUGAUGGACGCCAACACUGGACGACCUAUACUGGGGAGCCUGGAAUCAAGGGUCUAGCUUGUGAUUGGCUGAAUGGAUACCUUUACUGGACCAAUCAGAAGACAGGAGUCAAUCUACAUGCAUUCAGCUGAUGGGAACAGUUACACUACACUGCUGAGCAAAAACAUCAGGCCAUCAGAUUUGGUGCUUGUACCUGUGGAGAGCUUGAUGUUCUGGAUCAAUGCCGGCCCAGGUGACAGGGUGACAAUAGAGAGAUCAUGGAUGGAUGGGUCAGACAGAAGCUCUCUGACAGUCCUCACAGCUCAGUCUGCCCACAGCCUCUCUGCUGACGUGGCUGCCAGGAGGCUGUAUUGGAUCAGUGACUUCAAGAGGUCUAUAGAGACAGUGAAGGUGGAUGGGACUGGCCGUUACUCCUUCACAGGACUGUUCAACAGGAGACCAGCUUUCAGCCUGGCUGUUUUUGAAAGUUUGUUCUACUGGAUUGAUGACAAAGGACUGUGGCAGGUUCCACCGAACCAACCAAACCAGAGGAAAUUUCUUUGGAAAGCUGAACUGCCACUGUUAACUGUUUACCAUGAGCUACAGCAGCCUCAAGGUUCUUCUGCAUGUACAAAGACUCCAUGCCACCUCUGUCAGCUAACAAAAGGAAACCCUGUCGGAUUCACCUGUGCUUGUCCAAACUCCAAAGUACUGUUGGUUGAUGGGACAUGUGAAUACCCAAGAUAUGUAUAUGCUACCAUUUCAAACAUCACCCUGAUUGAGUUUGCAGGCAAAGAGUCCACUAUAACCCAGUUGUUUACCACUGAUGAUGGCAUCUUGUCAUUUUAUCUGGACUGGUACAGAGACUGGCUGUACUGGGCCAACCAAACUGGCCAUAUCCAACGCACCAGUCUCAGCCAGGUCAAGACUGAGGUGGUUCUAACACCUUUGCCAGUUUGUCUGAUAAAAGUAGACCCGAGGAGUGGGAUCCUUUAUUGGGUGUCAUGUGACCAAAACAACAUCGGCAGCACCACAGCUGACAGUCAUUACCCAAGGCAGCUUUACCACACGGCAAAAGAGAUUCAAGACUUUUAUCUGGACUGGCUGAGAGGGGAGAUCCUCUGGCUGGAGGAAGAACGAAUCUUCACCAUGAGCAUGAUGGGAGGCAAAGCCAUAGAACUGCUGCAGUUAGCAGGAGGAGUCAGAGGGAACAUCGCUUUUGACCUCAGGGCCAGUAGUCUACUCUGGAACUCAAAGAGGGCAGGCCUGACAACAAUGAGUUUGCUGCGAGACAGAAGCCAUCAAGCUGGAAAAAGGUGGAACAUUUCAGGCUCUGUUGUAGCUGCCUUUGAGCCCUUCCUGUUGUCCCUUUCUGAUGAUGUCAUGACUCUGUGGGAUCGGCGUGAUGGGAGACCCAUCCAAGAUGUGACUGUGAGAGGUCACGUGUUCAAUGUGAUCGCUGCACUUGGGAACGUUCAUACAGUUCCCAGUGCUUCAGUCUGCAAUGAAUCAUCUGUUCUGUGCCGACGCUCAUCAGUCUGCCUCUCAAAAGGCCAGCUGUGUGAUGGUACAAAGGACUGCCCUGAAGGAGAUGAUGAGGAAUUUUGUGUCACCACAUGUCCAUCUAAAGAUGAUUUUAAGUGCAAGGACAGCAGAAGUUGUAUCGCCAGGAAUCUCAUUUGUGACGGUCGCUCUCAUUGUCACGAUGGCUCAGACGAAGUGGACUGUCCAAUUGUAGCUCCUCCCACAGUUAGGGCAAAUGUCCUGAAGUGUCGCAAGGGCUUGAGGCCAUGUGCAGACGGCACAGAGUGUGUUUUAUACAGCCACGUGUGUGACGGAGAGAAUGACUGUAAGGAUGGAUCAGAUGAACUGGGGUGUGAUGCCACAGCACAGACCAUGACUCCAACUAGACCUAAUAAUGAUUCAUCAGCUGAAAUGCCUCCUCCUACCCCACCACCUGCUCCAAUCCUGCCAGCCUGCAGCAGCCCGUCUGUGCUCUGUCCUUCUUCUGUUCAGAUCUGCAUUUCUCCGAGCCAGUUUUGCAACGGCCGUAAAGAAUGUCCUGAUGGCUUUGAUGAAAAGAACUGCGUGAAAAGAUGUCCCUCGAAAAAUGAUUUUCGCUGCAAAGACCGCCGGAGCUGCGUCUCAAAGAGCCUUGUUUGUGAUGGUCGCUCUCAUUGCCACGAUGGCUCAGACGAGGUUGACUGUCCAAGUGUAGCUGCUCCUGCAGCUCGGGCAAACAUCCUGAAGUGUCGCAUGGGCUCCAGACUUUGCAGAGAUGGGGCCGAAUGUGUCCUCUUUAGUCACGUUUGUGAUGGAGAGCGAGACUGUCGGGACGGGUCAGAUGAAGAAGGAUGUGAGAUUGAAAAUCUCAGUUUAAUUGAAUCCCCUUCACCUGUCAAACCCACAACUCAACCUCCAACCAAGCCGUCCUGUACCAGUCCUUCAGUUCUCUGUCCAGAUUCAUCUUUAUGCGUCAGCCCAACACAGAUAUGUGAUGGAAAGAAAGACUGUCCUGAUGGAUUUGAUGAGAACUGUGUGAAAAAAUGCUCUUCCAAUACUGACUUUCUCUGCAAGGACCGUCUGAGCUGCAUCUCAAAGAGUCUGGUUUGUGACGGUCGCUCUCAUUGCCACGAUGGCUCAGACGAGGUUGACUGUCCAAGUGUAGCUGCUCCUGCAGUUCGGGCUAAUGUCCUAAAGUGCCGUAUGGGCUCAAGGCCAUGUAAUGAUGGCACCGAGUGUGUUUUAUACAACCACAUAUGUGACGGAGAGAAGGACUGUAUGGACGGAUCUGAUGAACAGGGAUGCCCAGAAACCUGCAAGCAAGGUGAGUUUCAGUGCUCCCACGGGAAGAUGUGCAUCCCUGCAGCUCAGGUGUGUGAUGGGAAGUCACAGUGCCAGGACCGGUCUGAUGAAUUGGACUGCUGGGAACGAACCAAGAGCUGCGAGCAUCAUUGCACCGACGGCAAGCGCUGCAUCCCAAAGAAAUUCCUGUGCGAUGGAGAGAGAGACUGCCUCGAUGGCACGGAUGAGGUGGGCUGCGUUUUCACCUCUCCCGACCCUGUUACUGCUAUGACAACAACCGAGCCUCCUGCCCUCACUUCUGCAUCAGCUUGCAUCACUCCAUCAGUCCUCUGCCCAGGUUCAUCACUGUGCAUCUCUCAAAAUCAGCUGUGUGAUGGACAAAGAGAUUGCCCUGAUGGAUUUGAUGAAAAUGACUGUGUAGUCCAGUGUAAAAACCAAGGCGACUUCUUGUGCAGUGACCGGAGGAAGUGUGUGUCCAAGAUGGAAGUGUGCGAUGGUCGUGCCCACUGUCCCGAUGGCUCAGAUGAGAGGCAGUGUCAAUUAGCAGAUUCUUCUCCUCCCUCCUCCCUCAAUGUGCUCAACGUCAGAUCAGCCCCUCUGAGGUGCCGCAAAGGUUUCAAGCCAUGUAAAGACGGUCUGGAGUGUGUUAUGUACAGCCACGUGUGUGAUGGAGAGCAGGACUGCCAGGAUGGAUCAGAUGAAGAAGGAUGCGCAGCUCAAUGCAAAGAAGGGGAGUUCCAGUGUUCUCAUGGGAAUAGAUGCAUUCCAGCAGAGCAGGUGUGUGACGGGCAGUACAACUGCCAGGACCGAUCUGAUGAAAUGGACUGCUCAAAGCUGAGCGAGGGCUGCCAUCAGCGCUGUGAUAACAACACUCGCUGUAUACCAGAGACCUUCCUGUGUGAUGGUGAGAGAGACUGUGUUGAUGGGUCAGAUGAGGAGAAGUGCGGUUUGGUGGCUUGUGCGAUUAACCAGUAUCGCUGUGCCAGCGGCCAGUGUGUGUCUGAGGCUCUGAGAUGUGACGGCUAUGCCGACUGCGGUGAUCACUCCGAUGAGAUGGACUGCACAAGACCCCCGCGCUGCCCGGCGCAGCUCCGAUGUCCAUACAGCCAUGAGUGCUUGCAGAAAGAGUGGCUCUGUGAUGGCGAGGACGACUGCAAAGACGGGUCAGACGAGAAGAACUGUGCAACACCACCAGCAAAGUGCAGGGAAUAUCAGUGGCAGUGUGGAGACAGCAGCCAGUGCAUCCCUCUGUCCUGGAGGUGUGAUGGAAAAAAGGACUGUCACAACGGUGUGGAUGAAGACAAAUGCAGCCAGAGAGAAUGCCCCUCUCACCUUUACCAGUGUGGCAGUGGUGAGUGUGUGAACCCUGGGCUGGUGUGUAACGGCUUGACCAACUGUGCUGACAGUUCAGAUGAGGGCCCAGGAUGCUCUCAACGCAACUGCUCCAGCCCAUCACCUCCUCCAUGUGACCACCACUGUGUCAGCACCCCAAAUGGACCAAGGUGUUACUGUGCUGCAGGUUUCAGACUACGGUCCAGCGCUGUGUCCUGUGUGGACAUUGAUGAGUGCAAUGUAACACCCAGUGCCAUAUGCAAACACGCCUGCCUCAACACCCGUGGGUCCUACGUCUGUCAUUGCCACCCUGGGUUCUACUUGGAGCCUGACAACAAAAGCUGCAAGUCGAAAGACGAGCCUUUGCUUCUGGCGUCUGUGCAGUCAGAGCUGUUACUACUUGGAGUCCAUAGCGGCACCUUGCGUCUUCUCUCCUCUGCCACCCGGCCGGUCUUCUCACUGGAUUACCACUGGGCACUACACAGAGUUUACUGGCUGAGCCCAAACUAUCAGAGCAUACGCUGGGCUGACAUAAAAGACUCAAAUAACAAAGGGACACUUAUCAAAGGAGUGAAGUCAGAUUUUAUCGCAGUGGACUGGAUCGGUAAAAACCUGUACUGGGUGGACGGACUCGUUGGCCAGAUUCUGGCUGUGAAGCUCAGCAACACCACAGUGAGAUCUCAGGACUACACCGUGGUCCUGGGUGAAGAUCUGGAGCAGCCAAGCUCAUUGGUUUUGCUGCCCCACAGAGGUUUGAUGCUGUGGUCUGAGAUUGGCAGCACCCCUCAGAUCGAGCAGUCUGGCAUGGAUGGUUCAAAGAGGAAAGUGGUGGUGAGCCGAGGCUUGAGCUGGCCUGUCAGUUUGGCCUAUGACCUCCUGGACAACAGGGUGUACUGGGCCGAUGAGAAGCUGCGCUACAUCGGCUCAGCCUCUCUGGAUGGAGACAACGUCAAGAUACUCCAGCUAGCUGAAACUCCAAGCCCUUUCUCUGUGGCGGUCUUCAAUGACAGAGUCUUCUGGUCCGACACAAAGAGGAGAACCAUACGCUCAGCUGAUAAGAACACAGGAAAAGAUCAGAUGGUUCUUCUGAAGAGACCAGGACAGCCAUUCGGUCUGAAACUGAUGCAUGCCCUUUCCCAGCCAGCGAUAUCUAACCCCUGUGAUGAACUGCAGUGCUCCCAUCUCUGCCUGCUGGCCCCACCAGCAAGGGGCAGAUCUGGUGCACCAGGGUCACCGGGAGCUCCGGUGGUGAAGGGGCUUACGGCUGUUUGUCGAUGUCCAAAGGGGCUGCUGCUUUCCAAGGACAAGAUCACCUGCUCUCUGCCCACAGAGUCCAGUUUCAUCCUGCUUUUGUCUCAUACAACAGUCUAUCAGAUUCAUUUGCAAUCCAUACAUCGAGACGGUGUCACUCUUAAAAAAAUGCCAAACGGUCGAGCCUUAGCCCUUCCUGGAGUAACUGAGGCCUCGAUGCUUGACGUGUCCAUUGAGGAGCUUUCUCUGUAUGUGGCUGAUGCAGGACAAGGAUCUGUAGAUGUGCUGAAACUGAGCACCUCUAAGUCGAGACAGGGGCUGAGACCUGCUGGACAAAUCCUAAAGCUGAAGGAUGACUCAGUCACAGCUCUAGCAGUUGACUGGGUGUCCUCCAACCUCUACUGGAGCAGCACCCAGAGGCCUGAUCUACACGUGACCUCCCGCUAUCACAGCUACACCACCUCACUGCUGCAGGGAUCGCUGAAGGGCACAUCAUCCAUCGCGCUGCAUCCUCCCUCAGGACGACUUUGCUACACAGCAAUAGUUGUGGCAGGAAGGAAGAGCCAGACAGAGGUGAACUGUGCCUGGAUGGAUGGCCGUAACAAAGCAGUGCUGUGGCGGAAGUCGAGCAUCCCCACCUCGCUGGCCUUUUCCAACAAAGGAACCAUGAUCUACUGGGCUGACGCUGGUGAGGGAGUAAUUAGCUCUAUUGGAGUGGAUGGAUCAGGUUAUAAACAGUACAAAACAGGACCAGGUCUGCUCAUCUCCUGCACACGCACUGAGAACAUCCUACUCUGGGUCACCAUGGACAAAGAUGUAACCAAACUGUGGUUCACUGACGGGCUCCAGCCUAAACAACUGUGGUUUGAGACAAAGACCAGUGUGGUGGAAGUCAGAGCCUACAGCAACGACACCCAGUCUGGAAUGAAUAGCUGCUCCAGCAACAACGGUGACUGUGCCCAUCUGUGCCUGCCCUAUCCCGGAGGUCGGACAUGUAAAUGUGGGCAUGCCUUCCACAGCAUCAAUGGCACUUCCUGCUCCCCUCUGCCUGACUGCCCCGCUGAAGAACAGUCCUGCUUUGAUGGAAGCAAGUGUAUCAGCAGUGGCAAGUUCUGUGACGGACAAGUGGACUGUCCAGACCAGUCUGACGAACAGGACUGUCCAAACACAGACAAAGCUGAUGAUGGACAUCUUCCCCAGUCUUCCUCCUCAUCUCACCCAAACAGCCAAAAAGACUCUGUUCUUGGAGUUAAAAAAGACUCUAUAUCCUGUGACUUCCAACACUGCAACGGUCACGGCAGCUGCAUCACAGAAGGCAAAGUCACUCGCUGCCAGUGUAUGGCUGGCUACAAGGGGGAGUUUUGCCAAGAGACAGAAACUGGACAAAGCCAUGUGGCUGUCAUCCUGGGUGUCUUCUGCCUCAUUGCUGCAUUGAUGUCUGCUGCUUUUAUCUUUGCCAAAAGGAGAGCCUGGGCAUCCAUCAGAAACAGAUCCACAGAGAAAGAAACUCUUAUGGCCAACAUGGGACUGCCUUGUGAACACUACGAUUCAGACUCGGAGGAGCUGGAGUCCCCUGUAGACAUAAAGAACCCAGCACUUGCUUUAAAGUCUCUCCAGGCUAAAUACACUUCUGCAUUUGCUGAAAUGUGAAAACUUGGUGUCCAGAAAACACCUGGUGGCCAAUGCUGGGAUUAUUACAUUACAUUGAAUCCAAUGUCACAAGUAAUAUUUGAGGAUGCAUUUCAUGGGUCCUGAAUAUCAACAUGCUGAUGCAGACUGUUUUGUAAUAAACGUGAUAUAAGACGAACCGAU
Molecule: messenger RNA, 7274 nt
Organism: Lates calcarifer (barramundi perch)
Lineage: Eukaryota; Metazoa; Chordata; Actinopteri; Centropomidae
Product: low-density lipoprotein receptor-related protein 2
Exons: 37
Coding region: 168-7112 (2314 amino acids)
Molecular function (GO): protein binding; calcium ion binding
Source: RefSeq, a predicted model, not a curated record